Molecule: messenger RNA, 870 nt
Organism: Neoarthrinium moseri
Lineage: Eukaryota; Fungi; Ascomycota; Sordariomycetes; Amphisphaeriales; Apiosporaceae
Exons: 3
Coding region: 1-870 (289 amino acids)
Source: RefSeq, a predicted model, not a curated record
AUGAACAAGUACCAACAGAAAUACGUCGAGGCUGUGUUGCACCAAGCUUUCGUGGACGGUAGGCAGUUCGACGACAUCGACCAAGUCGAGGCCUUCUUCAGAGAGAACAGCGUGCCGGCAGACUUCGACAAGAAUUCGCGAGACAUCUUCAAUAUAUUCCUGCGAGUCAAGGCCCGAAGCCGCUUGCCAUUGACUCCAGAUGGGUCCAACCUCGGCUCGACCGGUCCUCCUUCGGGAGAAGCACAGCCUGAUGGAGACAGAUGCGAUGCGGACGUAUCGCCCACCUUCACGGAUGAAGACCCAUACUGCAUCAGUUUCUGGGUCGCGCGAGCCGAUGAAUUCAAGGUAGCCAGUGCAAGGCGAUGUUUAGGGAAAGAAUGUUUCAUGUCCAGAGACGUCGCAGAGUUGAACCGUCUCGACAUUAGAGAUCAGCGAGUGCUUCUCAAGUGGCACCCAACAGGCAGGAGGCUCGUGCCGUUCUGGCAGACAUGGUAUCGCAUUGUUGACCAGCAGACCAUUGAGGGCUGCGAAGUCGCCAUAGGCGAGGAGUGCUCGACGCAAGAUCACGACCUCCUAGACAGCGACGAGAUCGAGAGCAGUGAGGAUGCCACCACCGAGGAGCUCGUAACAGCUCGGUCUAGGGAUCUAGUAUAUGAUUCCCAGCCAACCUCGCAGUUGGAUGAAGCCGAGUUCGAGCAGACAUUGGCGCGCCUAAAUAUGUACUCGGCUCUGAAUGUGGUCAACGCAAAGCGGAAAGCCGCACCACCUGCCCACGCGCAGUCGUCGUCCCAGGGCUCCAAAAGGCACAGAACCAGCUUGGGUGGCUCAAGUGCGCAGAGCAUGCAGAGCAAUGCUCGCCAACCGUUCUGA